Molecule: messenger RNA, 2557 nt
Organism: Trifolium pratense (red clover)
Lineage: Eukaryota; Viridiplantae; Streptophyta; Magnoliopsida; Fabales; Fabaceae
Product: dihydrolipoyllysine-residue acetyltransferase component 1 of pyruvate dehydrogenase complex, mitochondrial
Exons: 22
Coding region: 110-2077 (655 amino acids)
Biological process (GO): pyruvate decarboxylation to acetyl-CoA
Cellular component (GO): pyruvate dehydrogenase complex; mitochondrion
Molecular function (GO): dihydrolipoyllysine-residue acetyltransferase activity
Source: RefSeq, a predicted model, not a curated record
UUAUUAUUAUGUGCUGAACAACAAAUACAAUACAACCCUCUUUUCUCUUCUUACACACAACACAAUAAUCGAAUCAACCAAACACAUUUUGGGAUUUUGAUUUUCUUCCAUGGCACUCUCGCGUCUUCGUCAACCCAUCAUCUCUCAUUCUCUUCGUAUCCUCACUUCUUCCACCAGAUCCAUUUCGAGAACUCCUAAUUCAAGGAUUUAUUCUGUCGUUGGUAAUGGGAAUCUAAGGCCUGCAUCUUGGUCUGGGCUUACUGGAGUUCGUGAUAGACCUUUGAAGUCAAAGUGGAUUGAUGUCAAAUUCUUCUCAUCUUCAGAUUUUCCGCACGAAGUCCUUGGGAUGCCAGCUUUAUCUCCUACAAUGACCCAAGGUAAUAUUGCAAAAUGGAGGAAAAAAGAAGGGGAUAAGAUAGCAGUGGGUGAUAUACUAUGUGAAAUUGAAACUGACAAAGCUACACUUGAAUUUGAAAGUCUUGAAGAAGGAUUUCUGGCAAAGAUAUUGGUACCUGAAGGUUCAAAGGAUGUGCCAGUUGGACAACCAAUUGCAGUAACAGUUGAGGAUGAAAGCGACAUUCAAAAUGUUUCUGCUGCUUCCGUGGGGGGUGAGAGCGGAGUUGAAGAGAAGAAACCAACACAUCAGGAUGUCGCAGAUGAGGAGAGUAAACCAGAAUCAACUUCUACAAUUGAUACAUCAGAUCUUCCACCUCACGCCGUUCUUGGAAUGCCUGCUUUGUCCCCAACAAUGAACCAAGGAAACAUUGCUAAGUGGAAUAAAAAGGAAGGAGACAAGAUUGAAGUUGGUGACAUAUUAUGCGAGAUAGAGACAGACAAAGCUACCCUUGAAUUUGAAAGUCUCGAAGAGGGGUACCUUGCUAAGAUAGUUGCACCAGAAGGUUCAAAAGAAGUGGCAGUUGGACAGCCUAUUGCAAUAACAGUUGAAGAUGCAGGUGAUAUUGAAGCUGUAAAGAAUUCUAUUAGCAGCAGCUCAGUUAACCAAAAGGAGAAGGCCACCCAACAGGGCACUAAAAGUGAGGUCAAAACUCAAAAAAACAAUACCUCACGAAUCAGUCCAGCUGCGAAGUUGCUAAUUUUGGAAUAUGGAUUGGAUGCAUCAACAUUGAAUGCAACUGGUCCCCAUGGCACCCUACUGAAAGGCGAUGUUCUUUCUGCAAUUAAAUCAGGAAAAUUGUCUCCAAAACCUGCUUCAUCUAAAGCAAAGGCAUCGUCAUCAUCUCAGAGUCAUCAAGUUGCGGCUUCACAAGAGUCAAAGUCUAACUUAAAGCAAUCAGAUGCUUAUGAAGAUUUUCCUAAUAGUCAAAUUCGCAAGGUGAUUGCCAAGAGGUUAUUGGAAUCAAAACAAAAUACGCCACACUUAUAUUUAUCAUCAGAUGUUACACUGGAUCCACUUCUUUCCCUUAGAAAGGAUCUUAAAGAGCAGUAUGACGUUAAAGUUUCAGUGAAUGACAUUAUUAUCAAAGUUGUAGCGGCCGCUCUCAGAAAUGUACCAGAAGCGAACGCUUACUGGAAUGAAGAGAAAGGCGAGGCCAUCUUAUGUGAUUCUGUUGACAUAUCAAUAGCAGUUGCCACUGAGAAGGGCUUGAUGACUCCAAUAUUAAAAAAUGCCGAUCACAAGACAAUAUCUGCCAUCUCCUCAGAGGUCAAGGAACUUGCUGCAAAAGCACGUGAAGGCAAGUUGAAGCCGCAAGAAUUCCAAGGGGGCACUUUUAGUAUUUCAAACUUGGGAAUGUAUCCCGUGGAUAAAUUCUGUGCUAUUAUAAAUCCCCCACAGGCUUGCAUUCUUGCCGUAGGGAGAGGCAUCAAAGUUGUGGAACCAGUAAUCGGAGCUGAUGGUAUAAAUUUUAUUGAUGUUUCUCUAUACCAUUUAUGCUUAAACUUAAGUUGUUUUGAUAUUGAUUUUUCUUUGCUACUAGGAAUUGAGAAGCCGUCAGUUGCUACCAAGUUGAACUUAACAUUGUCUGCCGAUCAUCGCGUCUUUGAUGGCAAAGUAGGAGGUGCAUUUCUCUCUGCUUUGCAGUCAAACUUCAGUGAUAUAAGACGACUUCUUUUAUAAUGACACAACAAACUUUCUUAGUGUUUGAUUAGUGUGAUUCUCAUGACAAAUCAUGUGGAUUAACCACAACAUGGCUUCGAGUUGCAUAACAAUCAUUUUUGUCCUACUUAUAUCUUCGCGGAAACAGUUUUCGACUGUUGUACAUUUAUCGGUUUUUGUAAAAUAAUAUCUUGGGUGUCAUAACCCAUCAUAUCUUGAGGAAAUACCCACCAAGGUACUGUCUAACAUUAGGCUUCCAACAAAUGAGAUUCCAACAAUUGAGAUUAUGUUGGUAAUUUUCUUCAUUUGGCAAUUUGCUGCCCUCUGAUGAUUAAUAAUUUUUUAUGAACAAUUUUGUAUAGACUGAAUAAAUAUCAACAUUAUUUUGAUGAAUAAAACUUCCAUUCAUGUGUAGCAUGCCUUACCUAAGGUGAUGCUACUAUUUGCCAGUUAUUGGUGUUUCAAUGUUCAGUUUUUGUACCAGGAUUAGGGAUUUUUUUU